AUGUCGAAUAAAGUCGCUUUUACUAUGAAACUCAAACCAAAUGUUGUCGAUGAAUACAAACGACGACAUGAUGAAAUUUGGCCAGAACUGGUUCAUUUACUUCAGCAACACGGAAUAUCUGAUUACUCGAUUUUCCUCGAUGAACCGUCGUUAACAUUAUUUGCCGUACAGAAAGUAUCUUCGAAUACGACAUCUUCAAACGAGAAAUUACGUGAAGAUGCGAUCAUGCAACGUUGGUGGAAAUACAUGGCUGAUCUAAUGGAAACGAAUCCUGAUCAUUCGCCAGUUACACAUGAACUAAAACUUGUUUUUCACAUGGACUAA
This is a messenger RNA of Adineta ricciae, 324 nucleotides long. Lineage: Eukaryota; Metazoa; Rotifera; Eurotatoria; Adinetida; Adinetidae. The record is from the annotation of a GenBank genome assembly.